Molecule: messenger RNA, 1420 nt
Organism: Rosa chinensis
Lineage: Eukaryota; Viridiplantae; Streptophyta; Magnoliopsida; Rosales; Rosaceae
Product: protein MET1, chloroplastic
Exons: 7
Coding region: 105-1103 (332 amino acids)
Molecular function (GO): protein binding
Source: RefSeq, a predicted model, not a curated record
UUUUUGUUUUGAGACCAAACAAAUGGAACUUCCAUCCCAAAGCUCAGCAGCAACAUACAGAUCAUCUUCAGCUCUGAGCAAGUAGAAGUACAAGACCAAACACUAUGUCUUUAGCUCCAACUAGUCACCUAUCUCUCUAUUCUUCCCCACCAUUGCCAAGAGCUGCUCUAACCAAGCACAACCCUCUUGUGUUUUCUCAAACCAACAAGAACUGGUCAUGUCUCAGCACUUCUAGCUGUUUUCUCAAUACCCAACUGGUAAAGCUAUCCAUUUUCAUUGUAAGAGCAUCAGAAACUAAGACUCCAACUGCUGAAAGUGAAGGUGGGGGUGAAGGAGGAGGAGAUGAACCAUAUGAGGAGUAUGAGGUAGAGAUUAUACAGCCUUAUGGGCUCAAAUUUGCAAAGGGUCGAGAUGGUGGAACUUACAUUGAUGCAAUUGCACCUGGUGGAUUUGCUGAAAAGACCGGAAAGUUCGCUGUUGGGGAUAAAGUACUUGCCACCAGUGCAGUUUUUGGGGAUGAAAUAUGGCCUGCUUCUGAAUAUGGGAGGACAAUGUACACCAUUCGCCAAAGGAUAGGUCCAUUGCUCAUGAGAAUGCAGAAGAGAUACGGAAAGUUAGACACUUCAGGUGAACUAACUGAGAAGGAGAUUAUCAGAGCUGAAAGGAAUUCUGGUAUAGUUAGCGGCAAACUGAGGGAAAUCCAAAUGCAAAAUUACUUGAGGAAAAAGGAACAGAAAGCACAGAGAGAAAGCGAUCUUCGAGUAGGGCUGCAGCUUUACAAGAGUGGCAAAUAUGAGGAAGCACUGGAAAAAUUUGAGUCUGUAUUAGGUUCAAAGCCAGAUACAUUUGAAGCUUCAGUCGCAAGUUACAAUGUUGCUUGUUGUUAUUCUAAGCUUAAUCAGGUAAAAGCUGGAAUCUCUGCACUUGAGGAAGCCCUGAAAUCUGGAUUUGAAGACUUCAAGAGAAUCCGGAGUGAUCCUGACCUCGCCAAUCUAAGAUCAUCUGAGGAAUUUGAUCCUCUAUUAAAAAGAUUUGAUGAAUCAUUUAUCAAUGAGAAUGCUAUCAAUGCCAUCAAAUCUCUAUUUGGCUUCAACAAGAAGUAGAUCCAUGACCCGUUCCUACAAAAAGGUUCAAGGACUUGAGCUGGUGUGGGGUUGAGCUUAAUACAAAGUCAACGACUGGAUUGACUUAGCCAUCAGCCAUCUGGUGCUUCAUGGUUCAGACAGAUCAAUUUCAGUAUCCAUUUGUUCAUAGCUGUUAGUUUUGGAUGCGUUCGAAGAGAUUUUAUUUUAGUGCUGCUUAUGUCAAUUGUUUUCUUCUGAUGAGAGUCUUCUGUUUGUAACUUUCAAGAAUUGUAGAUAUGUAGAAGGUCAAAAGACUGAACAAUGAGACAAAUGAGAGCAUCUACGUUUCAAUUUUA